Molecule: messenger RNA, 7643 nt
Organism: Anguilla rostrata (American eel)
Lineage: Eukaryota; Metazoa; Chordata; Actinopteri; Anguilliformes; Anguillidae
Product: rootletin-like
Exons: 21
Coding region: 522-7091 (2189 amino acids)
Source: RefSeq, a predicted model, not a curated record
GAGGGUGAGAUUUCUUAUUUGAAUCCGGUCUGGGGUUGACAGAACAUUAACAGAAACAGGCUGCUUCUCUUUGGACAAAUUCUUUGAUUUAACUGGAUAAAACCACGCAUAUUAAAUUAUUGGUUUGAUUUUUUGUCAUGGACGGUCCGUUUGACCGCACUGUUAUUGGUUUUACAGCUGUCACCUUACAAAACCGCGGUUUCCAGCUCUGAUAACUAGCAGCGAGCACUCGACUAGCUGGCUUCUUUUCCUUUUUAACGUAAAACACAAAUUUAAAAUGUUUCGUUGUAAUUUUUUAAAACAUAGGUGCUCUCUGUCUGUGAGAAAUUGCAGGUUGCCCAAAGUGCUUUCUAAUAAUCUAGCCAACGAUAUUCAUUCGCUGUAAAUGUGCAAUGCUGUCGUUUCAGCACAACCUGCUAAGCCAGCUUUGCUGUCUAGCUAUAAUAACAUAACGUCGAUUAUUCAGCCACGGAUAUAGACAGAAAUAUCAACAACGUGCUUGUUCAGACUGAAAGCUUGGGAUGGAGGCGGAUUUGCUGAUUGACUGGCAGCGCGAGCGGGCGGAGAUGAAGGCGGAGUUUUCGCGGCUGCAGGACGAGUUGGCGGAGAGUUGCGCUGAGAAGGAGGAGCUUCGGUCCAGGGCCCAGGCUUUGACUGACAGGCUCGUGCAGUCUGUGGACCCCACGAUGUCUGCGCGGCAUGACGGUGAGCAGCGGGACUGGAAGAGGAAGUUAAGGGAGGGCCGAGAGCGGGAGGCCAGGCAGGCUCAGCUCAUCCACAAACUGCAGAGCAAGGUCUUGGAGUACAGAGCACGCUGCCAGGGCCUGGAGCGUCAGCUGGUGAGUGGAGAACGAGAGCAGAAAAGAGAGAAGAUCAGAAAUGAACACAGCAACUCGCUCGAGAGUGCCCUCAUCAGGCUGGAAGAAGAACAGCAGAGAAGUGUGGGCAUGGCAGAAAUGAAUGCUCUCCUGCGCAGUCAGCUCAGCCAAUCAGGAGAAGCCAAUGAAGCUCUGAGAGAGGACCUGAGCAAGUUGACUUCUGAUUGGGCCAGAGCUGUGGAGGAGGCGGGGCGAAGGGAGAACGAGUGGCAGAAGGAGAAAGAGCUCCUGACGAAUCACAUCGGGCGAGAGCACACCCGUCUGAUCUCACUGUGGGGGGGUGUGGUCACACUGAGACGCCAUUAUCACACCCUGAGGACUGCUACUGACAGGGACUUAUGGGAACUCCGGGCGGAAUUCUCCCGGGUCUCCUCCUCCCUGCUCUCCUGCUACGGGUCAGUUAGCUCCAGCCUCGUCUCUAGCCUUGGUGCUGGCCACGCCCCCAGCCUUGGGGCAGGCCACGCCCCCGGCCUCGGGACAGGCCACGCCCCUGGCCUUGCGGUCUCCUCCCCCAUCCCGCCCUCCUCCCUCUCCCCCACGCUGGGACCCCUGUCCCUGCAGGACCUGGAGCGCAGCCUCAGGGAGAAGGAGCAGGAAUUCGUGGAGCUGAGGGCCCAGCACCGCACCCAGACCCAGCAGCUCCAGGACAGGAUCUCUGAGCUGUCCUCCUCCCUUCAGGCUCAGGAGAGGGAGAGGAGGAGACAGGAGGAAGAGGAGGAGAGGAAGAGACAGAGUGAGGUGGAGAAGGAGAAGGAGAGAGAGAGAGACUGGGACAGACACAGAGAGGUGGAGAGGGACCUACAGUCCGUCCAGCAGGCUGUCCUUAACUUGUCGUUCCGGUGGUUCGUUCCGCGGGCUCUGAGAGAAUUCGGUUUCAGCAACUCCUCAGCGCGGCGGCUGGACGCACGGGGCAGCGCUCCUCUCUCCCUGGCCGACCUGGCCAACGACAGACUGCCCUCCCUGCUCACCAUCAUCGCCGAGGCCGAGACCGCCCUCCAGUGCCGACACGAGGAACUGCAGGAAGCGGAGGUGAGGAUCCUGGGACUGGAGGUGGAGGUAGAGGCCCUGGAGCAGCAAAUCAGAGUCCUGCAAAAGGAUGGGGCGGAGCUUCAGGAGUGGGCACUGCAGGGAGGCCAGGAACUGAGGCACACACAGGAGCUGCUGCAGAGCGAGCGGGAGACGGCCGUGUCACUGGGCAGCCAGCUGAGGGAGGCGGAGCGUCACGGCGAGGAGCUGAGGAGGGAGAACGAGCACCUGAGACGCCAGCGGAGCCGCGAGGAGGAGGAGCGCAAGGAGCUGGAGAGGGACCGGCAGAGACGCGUGGAAACGGGCUUGCUGGAAACCGCCCAGCUGAUGGAGAGGGUGGAGCACAGCCGUCAGGAGCUGCACAGCCUCCAGGGGGCGCUGGAGAGCGAGAAGUUUGAGCGCGUGCGGGCUGAGGGGGAGGCGGCCGACGCCAGGGAUGCACUAUUAAAGGCCCGUGAGUCGGCCCUGGCCCUGUCCUCCGGGCAGACCCAGCUGAGGCGCGACGUGGCGGGGAGCCGGGACGCCCUGGAGAAGAUGGCGGCCCUGAACGAGGCGCUGGCCCUGGACAAGCGGGAGCUGGGGGCUCGCGCUCUGCAGCUGGAGACAGAGCUGGCGGAUGCCAUGUCCUGCCUGCAGACGAUGAGGUCAGAGGUCACGACCCUUCAACGGGAGCUGAAGGGCGUUUCCCAGGAGGCAACAGAAUUAAGGUUGCAGAGGACUGCAGAUCUGCAGGCCCUGCAGCAGAUGGGGGACAGAGAGAGGGAUCUGGAGAGAGAGGUGGAGAGUUUGAAAGAGGAGAGAGAGAGGGAGGUCAGCCUGCUGACGGAGGCGAGAGAGCGGGAUGAACAAAAACUGGAGGAGCUCUCUGGGCUGCACAGCGCAGUGUGUGGGGAGCUGCGGGGCGCGCAGGCUGAGCUGAGCCGAGCGGUGGAGCAGCAGAAGAGGGCGGAGAGAGAGAGGGACGACCUGCUGAGGGAGGGGCAGCGGCUGGAGGCGGGCGUGCGAGCGCUGGAGAGAGAGAAGGAGGAGCUGGAGAGGGGCCGGGACGAGCUCAGAUCGCUCUCAGCCGCCCUGCAGAAGCAGGUGGCUCAGCUGCAGGAGCAAAGUUCCGGCCUGGAGGUGCACAGGGGCCAGCUGGAGGUCCAGGUGCACACGCUGAUGCAGGCUAAAGACGUGCUUCAAGGGGAGAUCCAGUGUCUGCGAGAUGAGCUGGACAGACAGACGUCCCAGAGCGAGGUGGAGAGGGCGGAGGUGCAGGAGGAGAGGGAGAGGAGCCGCAGGGAGGCGGAGGGCAGGGAGGCGGAGGUGGAGAGACUGCGGGCGGCGGUGGAGCUCGCGGAAGAGCAGCGUGGGGAGCAGGAGGCGCAGAGGGGAGCGUGGCAGAGAGAGAGGGAGGCGCUGAGCUCCGAGCUGGGCCAGAGGGACGGAGAGGUGGAGGUGCUGAGGAGCAGGGUGGAGGGCUUGCUGAGCGAGAAGGAGGAGCUCUCGGGCCUGCUGCAGGAGAGCCAGGCGGAGCUGGAGGGACUGCGCUCCCAACUGUCCACGGAGCAGAGGAAGCAGGAGCAGAGCGUGAGGGAGGCCAGAGGAGAAGCCCAGCGCUGGAAGGAGAGAGCGGGGGAGGCGCGGAAGGAGACGGAGGCGCUGAGCCUGAGGCUGACUGAGAGAGAGAAGGAGGGAGUGAGGGCCAUGGAGAGAGAGAGGGAGAAGAGCACGGAGCAGCUGGGGCAGAAGGAGGCGGAGCUCAGACAGGCGGAGGAGGCGGCGGCCAGGCUGGAGGCCAGAGUGGAGGCGCUGGAGGAGGCGCAGCAGGAGAGCGAGAGGCUGCGGGAAAGGCUGAGCGAGCUGGAGGAGCUCAACUCGCAGCUGCGGGAGGGGGAGCGACUGAAGAGCGAGGAGGAGGAGCGGUGGAGGAGGAAGAGGGAGGCGGAGGGGAGAGAGCGGGAGGAGAGGCUGCGGGCGGAGCUGGGGCAGAGGAAGGCGGAGGUGGCGCAGCUGAGAGCCAGCACCAGGGAGCUGGAAAGGGAGAGGGAGACCUCCCGGAGGAGGACGGGGGACCUGCAGGGGAGCCUGGAGAGCCAGGGGGCGCUCCUCAGAGAGAGCGAGGAGGAGCUGCGGCGGCUGCGGGAGGCGGUGAAGAGGGGCGAGGAGGAGGCCGCCGCCAGGCUGCAGCAGGAGGAGGAGCUGAGGAGGCUGAAGGAGCGGCUCGUGCAGCUGGAGCUGUCGGGGCAGGAGCUCACGGGCCAGCUGGGAGAAACGGAGGCCGUCCUGGACAGAGAGAGGAGUCUGAGGAGAGAGAAGGAGCAGGAGCUGGUGACCGCGAACGGAGAGAGGGAGAGAGCGAGGGAGAGGGCACGGGAGAUGGAGGAUGAGAGGGAGAAGAUGGAGGAGGAGGUGGAGAAAUGGAGACAAGUGGCGGGGGAGAGGGAGAGAGCGGGGGAGAGGGUGUCGAAGGCCCUGGUGAAGAGAGAAGGAGAGGUGGAGGAGCUGAAGGCCAGGAUAGAGGAGGGAGCAGAGGAGGAGGCGAGGAUGAGGCAGACCCUGCGCGAACGAGAGGAGGAGCAGGAGAUCCUGGCGUCCCAGCUGAGAGAGGAGCAGGCCGAGGUGGAGAGACUGAGGGCCAGGGUGGAGGAGCUGCAGAGGGGACAGCGCUCCCUGCUGGAGGAGAGGGGAGGACAGGUGGAGGUGCUGGGCGGGAGGGUUCGAGAGCUGGAGGAGGAGAGGGACGGUCUCUUCGCGGAGCUGAGGGGCAAGGAGCGGGAGGUGGGGGUUCUGAGAGAGGAGGUGGAGAAGGAAAGGAGAGAGAGAGAGAAGGCAGGUUCCUCGCUGAGGUGGAGGGAGGAGGAGCUCAGGCAAGAGAGAGAGAGGAGGGAGGCGAUGGCCGCCCAGGUGACCACCCUGAGGGAGGAGGUGGCCGAGUUGGCUAAGGGGCGGGAUCGAGCCAGGGCGGAGGCCAGGGAGAAGGAGGCAGAGAAGGAGAAGAUGAGGGAGGGCCUCAAGGCCGGGUUGAAGGAGAUGGCCACCCUGAAGGAGCUCCUGGAGGAGAGCCACCGUGAGGGGGAGAAGCUGAAGACGCUCCUCCUGGAGAAGAAGGAGGAGCUGGUGAAGGGGAGGGACGAGCGGCUGCAGGCGGCCCGGGUGGAGCUGGAGGUGCUCAGCGGGAGGGCUCGGGGCCUGGAGGGGGAGAAGCAGGAGCUGGAGGCGCAGCUGAGGCUGAAGGAGGCGGAGCUACAGCGCGCCACGCAGUCCCGGGAGGAGGCAGCCAGAGAGCGGGACAAGGCGGAGAGGAGGUGGGUGGAGGCGGAGGAGGGGCUGAGGGCCACAGUGGCAGAGAGGGAGGCGGAGCUGAGCCGGGUGAGGGCGCGGGUGGAUGCUCUGGAGGAGCAGCGGAUGGAGCUGAACUCCGCAGCGGGCGAGAGGAGCCAGGAGGUGGUGGAGCUCGCCAAGAGGACGAGGGAGCUGGAGAGCGAGCUGGAGGUGGUGAGAAAGGGCAGGAUGGAGGAGACGGAGAGGUGGGAGGAGAGGAUGGCGGAGCUGAGAAAGGAGGGGGAGGAGAAAGAGGAGAAGUGGAUGGAGGAGGAAGGCCAGCUGAAGAGGGAGAGUGAGAGACUGAAACAGGCUGUGGAGGAGAGGGAGGAGGAGGUGGAGGUGGUGAGAGAAGCUCUGAGAGCGAAGGUGAGAGAGGUGGAGGUGAUGCAGGAGAGGGUGGAGGAGGCGGAAAUGAAAAUGGCUAUGCUGACGCAAGCGGAGGAGGAGCGAGACAGGGCGGCGCAGGAGGAGGCGCGCGAGAGGGAGAGACUGCAGAGGCAGCUGGCGGACAGGAGCAGGGAUGCGGGGGAGCUGAGAGACAGGAUGAGAGAGCUGGAGGAGGCGCUGGAGAAGGAGAGGGAGCGCAGGAUAGAAGCAAGGGAGCGAGACCGGCUCAGGAUGCUGGAGGAGCAGAGGAGAGAGGAGCAGGCCCAGACGACCGAGCUCCUGCAGGGCAUUCUGGGUAAAGUGGAGAAGGAGAAGGCGAGCCUCGCAGCGGAGCUGAGGGAGAAGGAGGAGGAGGUGGAGAGGUGGAGGAACAGGGCGGAGGCGCUGGAAGGAGAGAGCGAGGGGUCGAGGGGGAGGGAAGGGGGUCCGGCGGACCCGGCGGGGGGGGCUGAGGACGCUCCGGACGGAGUGAGCGUGGAGCGGCUGAGGGAGAGGGUGGCCUCGCUCCUCCUGGAGAAGGAGGCGCGGGAGCGGCUGCUGAGGGAGAGGGAGGCGGAGGUGUACGCGCUGAAGAGGCGGGCCGAGGACCUGGGUCAGGACCGGGAGCGGGUCCGCACCGCGCUGGAGAGGACCGAGGCGGCGCUGGUCCGGUACCAGGAGAGGAGCCGGCAGCUGGAGCAGAACCGGACCGGCGGACCCGAUACACUCACACUCUCCCAGGUCAGUACCGCAGCCCCCCCCCCCCCAGAGAUAACGCUGAGCCCCCCCACAGGCCACACGUGCACCACACACACCAGCACCCUCCUGCUGCCCAGAGAACGAGGCCUUCAUUCUGUCUUCAUUCAUUUAGCACUUCAGAGGUUGCUGUCAGAUGAUCUGAUGUUUUAUUUGAGUUUAAUUAAUGUUUACCCACCAGCUAAAAAACACCGGGCAGAGGUGGUAAGGCCCUGCAGUUUGUACCCUCUGCAGCAGGACGCGGUGGAGAGGUGCCGGCUGUGUGAGGGAGCUGAGGCACAUGUGUUGCUGACAGGUUGGUACUUUUUUUCUAUCAUGAUACAGCCAAAUAAUAAAAGCUUUUUAUUUUCAUUUUUUCACUGGAGAUUGAGUGCUUUGGAAUUUAACGUAUUUUAUUCCCUAUGGAUACGAUCCCCACCUUGCAAUGAGCACUUCUCUACUUUCAUACUUUCAUCCGAAGCCAAGGCAGCUUUCCUUCUUUUUACCAUUUAUGUUCAUUUUCUAUUAUUGCUCUCUAUCAAAUCCUCCCAGGUGCAGCAUCUGAGGAAAACACUGGCAGCGGAUCACAGGGAGAGGGCGGAGUUUAUCGAAGAAUCCUCCAGGAACAACCAAUGGCUGAUCUCACUGCGGCAAGACCUGACCGACUCCUUGGCAGUGGUGUCACAGAAGCCCCUCCCAUCAGUGCUCCAGGCUGAGACUCAGCGAUUGGACAGAAGUCUGAGAGAGGAGGAGUUUCGGUUGUCUCUCAGCAAGUCUUGACCGACACUGAUGUUUGAGAUUUUGCACUCCUUAUUGCUUGAAUGGCAAUCAGUUGGAAAUGUUCCUAACUUUUAAUUUUAAUAGUACUUGAGAUAAAAAAAACAAGGACACAGAUAUUGGCCGUUAUUGAAGAUGAGUUGAAGUAUGCUUGGCUGAUUUAUGGGCAGCUUUAAUAUGCUUUCAUACCUGUUAAUUAAUGUUUGUUAAAAUGUAAUUUACUUUGCUAAACUGUUUAAUUUUUUUAUUUUAAUUUCUCAUGCUGUUUCAUUGUUCUCAGUAUUUUUUAAAUUAAUUUAUUAUUUUAUAUAUAUUCCAUUGUUUUUUGUCCUCUUUUUAACUUAACUAGUCUGUUUUUACUUCUGUCACUUUUUCUCUAAAGUGCAUUGAAUAGCACUGCGUGUUCGAAAUGUGCUAUAUAAAGUUUAUUAUUACUAUAAUGCUGUCUACAUUAUAUUUAUUUAUGAUAAAUUACAUUUUGUCUCAUGCCAUCUGUGGUCUAAUAUCAUUAUACCAUUGGACAACUUCUAUUAAAUUAAAAAACCAUUCAAGUCU